This is a messenger RNA of Psilocybe cubensis, 1509 nucleotides long. RefSeq lists its product as uncharacterized. The coding region runs from base 1 to 1509 and encodes 502 amino acids. Gene Ontology annotation, molecular function: monooxygenase activity; oxidoreductase activity, acting on paired donors, with incorporation or reduction of molecular oxygen; heme binding. NCBI's taxonomy places the organism in Eukaryota, Fungi, Basidiomycota, Agaricomycetes, Agaricales, Agrocybaceae. The record is from RefSeq and is a predicted model, not a curated record. The transcript is spliced from 11 exons.
AUGCCACAAUCAACGACUCUGGUAUAUGCCUUUGUAGGGGUCUUCGGCGUCAAAAUACUCCUCGAUUAUGUCAAUCGCAUCGUGCAUCGUGCUCCAUAUCCUCCUGGUCCACCACCGAAGCCACUGGUGGGAAACAUAUUUGACUUACCUGUAAAAGUGCCUGCCGAGCGCUACAUCGAGUGGAGCAAAAAAUAUGACAGUCCCGUGGUCUAUGCAGAAGCUCUGGGAAGCCGCCUUAUUGUCAUCAACAAGCGAGAAGACGCCAUUGAGUUGUGUGAGAGGAGAGCAAAAAUCUACUCCGAUAGACCCCACAUCCCUAUGGUUAACCUAAUGGCAUGGAAUCACAACAUCGCUUUCUUAGGAUACGGGGAUGAAUGGAGGAGGCACCGAAAACUCUGUCAACAAAGUUUCAACUUCGUUGCAUCCCAACAAUAUCAUAGUAUUCAGAUGAAUGGGGUUGAGCAAUUUCUUCGAUCUCUGUGCGACACACCAGAAGAUUUUGAUGCUCACAGUAGAAUGCUUUCAGUAUCUAUUACUAUGGAAAUGAUGUAUGGGAUCAAGAUCAAAUCAAUCGAUGAGCCUUGUAUAACCAUAGCGGACGAGGCUAUCAAACUUGGGACGGAUUUACUCGUUCCCAGCGGUAGCUUGGUUAACAUUCUCCCUAUUCUUAGACACGUUCCAGCUUGGUUUCCGGGCGCCACCUCGUUGAAAAGAGCGGAACGUGUUCGCCGUAUGACAGAGAUAGUGAUGAAGAUUCCAGUGGAUCAAGUAAAAGCAGCAUUUGAAGAAGGAAAGGCCUCUGCAUCGUUUUACACAAAUUUUAUCGAAAAAAAGCAAACGCUCGGCGCUUCAGAGGAAGAGGAGGAAAUGGUGCGGAAUAUUGCAUACACUACGGUCUCUUCCACUGGUUCAUUUCUCUACUUCAUGGCAGUAAACCCCGAUGUUCAAAAGAAGGCGCAGGAAGAGAUUGACCGCCUGACAGGCUCCAAACGCCUUCCCACACUGGAGGAUCGCCAGUCGCUGCCUUUUGUUGAGGCUAUAUAUCGUGAAGUUAUGAGAAUGAGGCCUCCAUUGCCUCUUGGUGUUCCUCAUCGCGUGGUAGAAGAUGAUUACUACAAAGGAUAUUUGAUUCCUAAAGGAGCAACAAUUUUCACCAAUAUUUGGGCAAUGUGUUAUGAGGAAGAAGAUUAUCCUGACCCAUACACUUUCAAGCCGGAGAGAUUUUUUGAUAAAAAUGGGAAACUGAACGACGAUGACCGCGUUUUGGCAUUUGGGUUUGGCCGUCGGGUUUGCGUAGGCAAAUAUAUCGCAAGCUCUACUCUAUGGCUUAUGAUGGCAUCUGUCCUUGCUUGUUUCAACGUUGUUAAAGCCAAAGACGACAAUGGGAAUGAAAUUGAAAUCAAUCACGAAAUUGAAGAUUUGGGUUUACUCAACCAAAAGGCCAAAUUUAAGUGUUCAUUCCAAGUUCGAUCUCCAGCAAUCAAGAAGUUGAUUGUUGAUGGCCAAUAA